Podarcis lilfordi (Lilford's wall lizard) is the source of this 27977-nucleotide messenger RNA. NCBI's taxonomy places the organism in Eukaryota, Metazoa, Chordata, Lepidosauria, Squamata, Lacertidae. The record is from the annotation of a GenBank genome assembly.
GUGCAGCAUGUUCUAAUUCAAUUUAUUGUGCCUGUCUACUCAGAAGCAAGUUCUGUAACCUAACUGGGACUUAAUCCCAGAAAUGUGCUACAUAGAAUAAUAGAAUUGUAGAGUUGGAAGGCAGAAAUCUCAACAUGACAGCUGGCCACUCAACCUCAACAUCUGUUGCUUUGUGCUACUACUGCUGUUUGUGUUAUGCUUUGUUUUUAAAAUGCUAUCUUCCCUGCAGCCCAGCAUCUACCUACCUAAGAGCAUCUCAGCGGAACCUCCUUCGGAGUAGACAAACAUCCUGAGUUUGCAUAACACCUCCGCUCCAUCUUCCAAAUUGCAGGCUGGAGUUUUCCCCCCCUCCCUUAGGCAGCACCUCCCCAGCAGGUGUGUAUCUCUGUUUAGAAUUCAGACUACACAGAGGAGUCCCAAUGUGAAACUUCAAAGCUUGCUCACCACUUUGUGGCAUUCCUUAGUUAAAGCACCAGUUUUGCCUGCUGCUUUCAUCUUUAUCUGUGCAUUUAUGUCUCUGUCUCUCUCUCUGUGCAUAUUUAUCUAUAGUGUUUGUGUAUACAUGAAUGCGUGUGCUAUAUAGUGCACGCAUUGCAAAUAUGUCUGAUCGACUGGGCCGGGGUGGAACCAACCAACCAACCAACCAACCAACCCAGACACCAAAUCACUUUGAUCUGGUUUGGGGUUUGUUUUUUUUAAAGGAACCGUAAUAGACAUAUGGUUUCAGUGAUCUUAGUGCAUCUUAAAGUGGUCUGGAGUGCUGCUUGAUGCUUUUAAAACACCGUAUGGGAGGGGACUGUAUGUGAGUGUGUGUGUCUGAACGUGUAGAUCAUCCUGGUCAGGACUGGAACCUUUGACCGAGACAUACAAACACACCACCUUCCUUGAGGACGCCCGGACACCUCACAACCUUCUUUUCUCCUCACCAGUUAACGGUCCGGCAUGUCACGCGGGGGCGGGGCCGAACGCGCGAGCGGCAGUAGGCCACGCGGUUGCCGCGGCGGCUGAUUGGGCGGCUUGUGGCCGGCUGGCGAUUGGGAAGCCGGCGUGUGACUUUUCCGCGGAGGCUCCGCCCCCUUAUCUCCCCGCUGCCGGGGCGGGUUUAUAAGCCGGGAGGCCAGCCGGCCGGCGGGUGGGCUUGAGCGAGUUUAGGCUGCUGAGGUGAGUUGGCGAAGGGCGGGGUGCGGCGGGUGGGAGGCAGCGGUUGCUCGUGCGGCACGGAAACAGAUGCCGCCGCCUCCGCGUGUGUGAGGCGGCGGUGUGAGGGAAAGGAAGGCAGUACAUGGGGCGGCGUAUCCCGGGGGCUGGUGGCGUUUGUGGUCGGGAACGCCGUGGGGAAGGGAAGGAGCGACUCGCGCCUCCGUGAGCGGAGAAGAUAACUCGACGUCACUUAUUACCCCCUCCUUUUAUCCAUAGUUGGAUGUAGCCCAUAAUUACAGCCUCCUCUUUUCCCACCCUCCCUUCCCGACAGCGGACAGAAUUCCCCGGUGUUUUUCCUCUCGUGGAACAAAACGCCGCACAAAACCCCUCCAGUGGUGCAGGUUGUGUCGCCGCGUCGCCGCCCUGCUUGCUCCCCUUCCCUGCCAGGCAAGCUGCGCCUUGUUCUCUGGACGCCCUUUCAGGGGAGGGAGCUUUGAGGCCUCGGUCCUGCGCGCACUUGCUUGCCUGGGAAUAAGCGCACGUGUGAAUGUGGUAUUAAUUGCCCUAGUGAGCGUGCUGGGGGGCGGCUGCAAUAUCAUUCGCCCCUCACUGAAAGUAGCGAGACGGGCUUCGAACAGAACGGCGACGUGCCGCCAAAUUGUUUCAUUCGCUGCUCUGUGUGAUGCCCUCGAAUCUUCUGACGAAGGACGACUUAAGCAGAGUGCCUCGACAUGGCUGGGUUUCUUUUAACCUUAAGCGCUCGACUGCCCUUGCAUUUUCAGUAAGGAAUGAGGAAAUGUCUUGCUCACCUGCUUCCCAACUGCCAAUUUGUUCGUAAUGGGUAACCUAGCAUCUUUCUCAAAUUGUGUUUGAUGCAGGUGUGAACUCCCCCCCCCCCACACACACUGCAACUGACCCACAGGGCUUCCCCUCUGGAAGUAAUUUUUUUCUGCCGGUACAUAGGUGAAUUAACCAAUUAGAAAUACAUAAUGAAAGUCUUGUGUUCUUCCUGAAAAGACAUUUAGCUUCUGCUAGCUUCUGUCUCCAGCGUGAGGAAUUGCUGAUGCCUUAUUUGUGACCCUGUUUCUAGUGCAGGUGGGGAGGGCUAAAGCCUCCAGUAGGUUUGUUGGUUUGUUUGUUUGUUUGCUUGCUUGUUUAGGAAAGUGGCAUAUAGAUUUGAUUUUCUAGUUGGUACAUGCAUGCAAAGAGUUUAGGAUGGUGAUUAGUAUUAGCUGGCAUCUUACUGGAAUAGGGAAUAAGGGAAAGAAGGGAGAGACUCCCCUUCUUCAGGAAUCUUAUUGAUCCAAAUGCUGGUAGGUCUGCAGCUGUUUAAAACAGUCCCCGCCCCCAUCUAGAAUAGAUUAUGGUUGAGGAUGUUAAAGUGCUCUCAAUUGUAAGGUUAUCUGAACAGAGAAAUAGUGGUUUCUGGAUGCCUCUCCUGUUCCCUAAUGGUACAUGUUCCACAAAAGGCACAUUCGAUGCUCACUGUGUAGAUGAGAAACUUAAUAGUAACUGGAUGCUGAAGUUGCAGCUGUGAGGGAAAAGCUAAACAGUACCAGUUUCUUUGCAGCCCUAGCUGUUUCAAUGGUGCAGCUUUCACAGUCCCCGCUUUGCCACACUUCGCCUUCAUGCCACUCUGAGGAAGCAGAGGAGAAGAGCAUGAAACCCGCCAAGCAGCAGGUGACUCAGGGCCCUCAUGGGGACAAUCAGCCUCCUUUGAGCCCCCUGCAGGCAGCUUUGAGUUCUGCUGCAACGGCUUCCCAGGCGUAUGAGACUUACAUUGAUAAUGGACUUAUCUGCAUGAAACACAAGAUCAGGAACAUUGAGAAAAAGAAGGUAUGUAUCUCUCCUAGAUUAGAGAAAUGGUACCAAAGGAAACUGCUGUGUUUGUUCAUUCACUCUUUCUUGCCAUUGUCUAUUGGACUGUAAGCUCUUUGAGGUGAAAGGCCCAUAUUUGUUUAUGGAAGUGUGAAACGCUGUGUAACUAAAUUGAUUUCACUUAAGAUAACUUGCCAGCCUUCAAAAUUAGAUUAAUAAAAUAUAAUGGCUAGAGUUUAUGACUAGAGAGAAAUAAGAACUUUCUGCUGUGGCAUGUAAUUUGCAUGAGCCGUCAGUAUUGAGUUGGUUCAGGUGGCAUGAGAAACUAUUGUUACUAUGAUGAGAACAAGUUUUAGGUUCAUGUGUUCCCUGUGUGGCUACAAUGGCAAAAUCCCACAUCUUUUACUUGCACUUUUCAAUUACAAUUUUGCCAGUGUGGUAUUCUGCCUUCCAAACUAGCCCACUAAGUCCUAAAGGUUGGAUGCUGCUUUGUGUGUAGUGUAGAGUGCAUGCCAAAAUUAAACUGCCUACUGAAUUUUGAUGCAGUCUGUCACUGCUGUCAGUAUAUAAAGAUAGUUACAGGUAGGUAGCCGUGUUUGUCUGCCGUAGUCAAAACAAAAUAAAAAAAAUUCCUUUCACUAGCACCUGGGCGACCAACUAAGUUUGUUAUUGAUAUGAGCUUUCGUGUGCAUGCACACUCUGAAGAAUUGCGCAUGCACACGAAAGCUCAUACCAAUAACAAACUUACCUGGUUUCUAAGGUGCUAAUGGAAGUAUAUAAAGAAACCUACAUGACUAGUAGUAGUUUCAUGCUUAAUUAGCCAGUCUUAAUCCAGCAGGUGGGACGCGGGUGGUGCUGUGGGUAAAACCUCAGUGCCUAGGACUUGCUGAUUGUAUGGUCGGCGGUUCGAAUCCCCGUGGCGGGGUGAGCUCCCGUUGUUCGGUCCCAGCUUUUGCCCACCUAGCAGUUCGAAAGCUCCCCUAAAUGCAAGUAGAUAAAUAGGGACCACUUUAUAGCGGGAAGGUAAACGGCGUUUCCGUGUGCGGCACUGGUGCUGGCUCACCAGUGCAGCUUUGUCACACUGGCCACGUGACCCGGAAGUGUCUUCGGACGGCGCCGGCUCCCGGCCUCUUGAGUGAGAUGAGCGCACAACCCUAGAGUCGGUCACGACUGGCCCGUACGGGCAGGGGUACCUUUACCUUACCUAAUCCAGCAGGAAGGUGGCUUUGCCAUCCAGCUGCAGUAGUUAUCAGAGCUUGAAUGUCAUAGAAAGGCUGUUAUGAACCUAACAUUCACCUUAUGCAACUGUAACUAGAUAUAUUGCCAGUGGUACUAUCUUGACAGUGGUUCCAAUAUUAUAAAAUUCUUGUGCAUUGAAACUCUGUAUUGCCAUCACCUUUAUAGAACUUGUCCCUGAGCUACAGCAACCUUCGCCAUUCAUAUGAAUAUAUAGUGUACCUCUUGCUUAAACUAACUGCGAAAAUCUAAUGUUAAAUGUCUGCCAAAGAGGUCUACUUUAUUGUUGUUUUGAUGUGCAUUUUAUUGUAUUUAAUGCUAUAAAUGCAUGGUAGCAUGUGUAGGCAUCCAUGUUAUUCAGACUUUAAUCAUAGGCCAGACUUGAAUAAGUUGGUUAUACAUGGUCUAAUCCUGUACCUGCUCAAUACAUGUUUUCAGCUCAAACUAGAAGACUACAGAGAUCGUCUGAAAAAGGGGGAACCCCUCAAUCAGGAUCAGUUGGUAAGCUUUCUGUUCUUGUAUCUCAGAUUGCUGCAAACAUUUGCAGCAAUGAAUUCAGCAGCUCAUGACAGACUUCUGAGAUGCUCCUUCAUGCCUAGGCAAAAUACAUUGACCUAAAUCUUAACAAAGAGUUAUUGCACAUUGAUUUCAGUGGUGCCAGUCAAGCUGAGGUCUUGUGUCGUGUCUAGGCCCUAUUGAAGCUAUGGGAAUAGAGCUACAGGACCUACCUUUAAGCAGUCCUCUGGGCCAAACAUGGCCGGGAAAGUAUGUAGAAAAUAGAUAGGAAAGCAAACUACUAAAAUCUUAAAAUUGUUCUCAGCUAAGGUCUGUAAGCUGCUCCAGAAUGAUCAAACAUAAUUAACUUUUUUGCUGAGAAUAGUAGAUCUAUCUUCAUCCUGACUCAUGCUGUUGGCUCCUUUUGACUCAGGCUCUUGGCUCUUUUUACAGUGGUUGGAUAGAAAAGGUAUUUUAAGUUCCAGUAAUAGUAACUGUGAUGCUGCAUUUUCCCAUUCUUAUACAGGAUUGAUUAUGAACUGAGGCAGCAGGAAAGCCAUGAACUUUGAAUUUUACGUGUUUGAGUAUUGUGUGUGAGCAUUAACAAAAAUAUAAUACUGCGCAGAGAAACAAUAACUUUUAUUCUUUUACGGAGGAUGGCUUGGGCUUUACACACAAAAUCUCUUCAAUAGUUCUCUUUGCUGCCUCCUCCCUUCCCCACUGCCAUUGCCAGAUUAUUCUGAUACAGCAAAAUACAAUUUAUUGGUUGACAACUAGUAGACUUUUUGGAUUAGAAUUCUAAGGUAUAUGAGCAUAUGUUGUUAAAUGUCAUGAUCUUCAUGACACCAUAGUGGAUGAAUGGUUGGGAAAUUGAUGCUACGAAGGGGCUAUUGGUACACCAAGUGUUCAGACUGGUUCCAUCAUUUUGAUGGAGAUAGAAGAUAGUGCUGCUUAUGGCAUGUGAUAUUUGAUAAUACUGCUUUGGCAGGGGAAGUGCUGUCUAAUUGCCAUUUACCAAAUUGUAUAGAUGCAGUUUGGGCCACAGCUUGUUAGAGGUCAAAUAACUGCCGGAUCUGUGGUCAAGGUAAGCACUGAGCAUCUUGAGUUGGAGAUGUGGCCUUUGUUAACCCAUUUUCCAUGGUGUAACCCUGAAUUAUGAAUAACUGCUGAAGGGAAGUAUAGCUACUUAAACACUCCAGCCAUAGUUGUUAAGCAAUAAAUUUGUGAGCUUUAUGAUGGUGAUUUCUUCCUGGUUUAGUGAGCUGAGUCCUUCACAUGUAAACAUGAUAAUUGUUAGCAUAGCACUACUCAGUUUGCUCAAGAUCACUGAUAGGGAACCCCAUCCCUGACUAUUAGCCAUGCUAGCUGGGGUUGAUGGGAGUUGCUGCAACAUCAUCUGGAAGAGCAACUAGUCCUUUAUAUAAGAAGAGAUAGAAGAGUGUAUAAGAAGAGAGGCAUAACUAUUUUUAAUGUUGUAUUUUACAUUGUUGUGACCUGCCUUGGGGCCUCAUGGUGUGAGACGGGAUAAUAAGGAUAAUAAUAAUAAUAAUUAAUAAUAAUGUAGCAUUCUUUAAAUUAUAGCUGCUUUUGUAAGUAGUAAAAUAAUAAAAUGACAGAUUUAUAGCAGCCUUCAUUGUAUGUAUCUUCUAAAAAAUUCAUCAUUGGUUUUAACUGUAUAACCUGUACAUGGCAGAAAACUCCAUAAUUAAAAUUCUGUUUAAGUCACCUUAUAAUUUAGCCAUAGUGGCUGUUGCUCACACUGCUCCUCAGGUCUUAGCACCUUAUGACUAUCAGAAGUUGAGAUGUUACUGGAAGCUUUGUGUACAUUAAAGGACAGUCUUCUUAAAACAUCUGCGCUUCAUAAUUCUAGGCACUUUAUACAUGAUGAUGAAUAAUAAUAAUAAUGUGUGGCUGAUUACAGGAAGCUGUUGAAAAAUAUGAUGAAGUGAUCCAUAACUUGGAGUUUGCUAAAGACCUUCAGAAGACAUUUUCUGGGCUUAGUCAAGAUGUAAGUAGAUUGAAUUAUUGACUAGAAAUGGGUCGGUGUGGCUUAGGAUCCACUUUGUGAGGGGAGGCGGGCUUUGUUCAGGUUCUCUUUAUCCUUCCCCCAUCCCCACUUGUCUGAGAAUCUGGAGUUGGGUCUCUACUCUUGUAUGUCCGGUGCCUUCUUGCAUAUCGGUGCCAAAAAUAUUGAUAUGGAGUACUCCUGUUCUACCCCACCCCUGUCAUUCCAUCCUACCCUGAUAUGAAACACUACCCAGAAACUUAAGCUUUGAACAUUUGUUGUAUGAUAAGUGGAAUGAUUGUAGAAGUUGAAAGGUGUUGUUAGAGACUUGAGGAAAAAUCUUUAGCACCUUCAUUUAGGAAGAUGACUUAGGUAAGACUUUGGAUUGACUUCUCUGAGCUACAGUCCAGCUGCUGGUUGGAUCUGUCAGGAACUUGUGUAAUAUGCCUGUUUUGUUUUUAUAUUAAUACAGCUUCUGAAAGCACAGAGGAAAGCACAGAGAAGGGAGAGUAUAAUGAAGCUUGAAGCAGAGAAGAAGAAACUCCGCACAGUACUGCAGGUCCAGUAUGUGUUGCAGAGUUUCACUCAAGAGCACGUGCAGAAAGACUUCAAAUGUGGCUUGAAUGGCGCAAUAUUUUUGUCUUCUAAAGAACUAGACUACCUCAUUAAUUUUGCAAAAUUGACCUGCUCAGGAAGAAAUGAAGGCGUGAGGUAAGUAAAUGUGUCCUUACUUAAAUUGCAAAGCGAAUCUGUGCUAGCAUUUGGACGUUUAGCUUUAUUAGAAGUGUAGUUUUGAAACAUUAUGAGUUUUCCGCAUAGGAGGCCCCUUCAGGAUAGCUCUUUGGAUGAGCUGCCUCCAGCCUCCUUGCUGCUGGUGCUUUGUUUCCUCCUUGCUGCAGUCAUUUUCUUACUGCAGAGAGAGCGAGGUUAGCAGGUUUUUGCCUGCAAAGUGAGGGGGCACCCACUGUUAAGGGAGCAGUUGUUUGUCGCUUAAGAUAGUGGUGGGAAUUGGAUCUAACAGUGACAAGCAGUUUCUUCUUUUUGCUGCUGUUGCUUCAUUGUUCCUUUACAUAUGAUGGGGCAAGAAUGGCAGGAGCCAAUCAACUCCUGGUAGUGGAUCCCUUCUAAGUCACAGCAUGUCAACAAGUGCCCAGCCAUCCUGGUGCUCAGUGCUUGGCAUAGUUUGUUUUACAGAACUUUGUGUUUAGUAAUAUAUAUAUUAUUCCUUUGGGCAGCCUUUUUAAACCUGGAGUGGUUGUAGUCUACCAGGUGGUGGUAGUCUACAGUUCUCAUCAGCCCCAGUCAACAUGAUUGAUGAUGAGAGUUGUUGUCUAGCAAGGGCACCAGGUUGGGGAAAGCUGCCUUAGGGUUACAAGGCUGAUAAAGCUGGCUUUGUGGCUUUCACAUGUUUGUUUAUCCCCAAAAAAGACUGGGAUAAACAUAAAACUCUUCAAGCAAAUACUACUCAGGGGACAACUUACAGAAUUGUCUGAACAACUAAUGGAGCACCAUAAUAUGUAUUCUGAGGACUGAACUGAGAUGUUGUGGCUUAGUUCUCUGAAUGAGGAGACUUCAUAUGCAACACUAAAUGAAAUCAUAUUGCAUGUGCAACACAGACUACUGGCUAAUCUUGGGGAUACCAGUGGUAUCAACUUCUAAUUUGCAAAUUUGGGUUUUUAAUUGAGCCUUUUCAGAACUUUGCCAUAAUGUAGUCAAAGCCAUGCUGGGCAAAUCCAGGCUGAUGUGCUUAUUGUUCCCAGAAACCUUAGUGUUGCUGUCCUCAAGAGAGACCCUAUUGGCAUCUGCUAAGACCUCCUGCUGCUCAAAUUGUUGUUCUAAAAUUUGAGUGUUUUGGUUUAGUUGAAGAAUUGCCUGUUCUCCCCUCCACACACCCCUACAUUUUAUUUCUUUUGAGAAUUGUGUAUGUGUGUUGUCUCUUUUUGUGGGGGAGGGGGACUCUGAAUAUCACCAGUUUGUGGCUAUUUUGUGGUUGCUAAAAUAGUUUUUGAAGAAGUUAUCUACAGUAAAAUGAAACAGUUCUAAAUUAAUUCAGUUAGAAUUACUUGUUUUCUCAACUUAACAAGUGAUUUGGCAGAUCUUUAGGCUCAACUUGGAAUGGAGCUUUACAAGUCUUAUUAUUAUUAAAACUUAUUAGAUAGCCUGAAGGGAAUACAAUUUGCAUUUGCAGGCAAAAUAUACUUGGCUUUCAGGUCUUUUGAAAGAAACUGUGCACUUGUACCUGUUAAACUGGUACUGAGACUUACUAAAAACUGAUGUUUUUAUCAUUAAACUGUUUCAAAAUGUCUCAUAGGAAGUGGUUUAUAACUAAAUUGGUGAAAUGGUGUUGGCAUAACUGGCGAAAGGAUGUUUUUAAUUACGUCAGUCAAUUCUGAGCAAAAAAACCAGUUGCUGCUUAUAGGGUACAAGGUACUCUGCCAUCCCUAUUAUAUCAAACUGCCAUCUUAAGUAAAAGUUCAUUACUUUCUUGAUCUAGCACUGACACUUAUUUUUCCCCUCUGACAUGAAGUGUUGAAGACCAAAUGGAGCAAUCAUCACGCUACUUCUGGGAUCUGCUAGAAGGCAGUGAAAAAACAGUAGCUGGGACAACUUGUGAGUAGCCUUUAGAUAUUUUUGCAUCUAACGUCUACCGUCUUCAGGCAAAAUACUUCAUAGCAAGAUUGGGAUUAGAACAUUUAUUCCAGUUCAGAAACAUACUUAUAUUGUUCCUUCCAUUGCUUGAAAGAAUUAUUUUCUAGGCCAGUAACUGCUGUUGCCUGGUUAGGGCAACAUAAAUGCAGAUUGUUUAUAACUGUUUAGAGAUCCCUAGCAAGGCCUGUAGUUCCCCAUUGCACAUUUAUGGCAAUAUCCAAUAUGGCAUGAACAAACAUGACAGAACCUCCUCUUCCUUUCCUCUCUCUGCACCCACAAUCUGCUCCAGAAGACUCCCAACUCUCCAGAACAGACCUUGUGUGUGUGCAAGGAAUGCAAAGAGGAAGUACUGCUAGAGGCAUUGUGCUCAGUCUGUUAUCAUGGGUGGGAAGUCAUUUUGCUUAAUAAGCAAGCCACAAUAUUAUGUAGAUGUACUGUACAUGGGAUUGCAUUUAUGUGUUAAGUGUUUAAUAACAGGUGAGUUCCCACAGCUGCAGGAACCAUGUUUUAUCUUGGUAUAUAAUUAAGGUAGACCAGUACAUUUAUGGGUGUGACUACAGGAGAUUUGCUGGAUAGGGAAAUUGGUCUUUUAACCAAUUAUAAGUUCAGCAUCCCUGUGUUUAAGGCAUAUAUUCUUCAGAGUAUAUCUCAGGAUAACUUCCCAAGACUGCAUUAUUAUUUUUUUAAUCUUUGAGGAUAUGACAGUCUUUUACCAAUAAGCAAAUUAGUUCUUGAAAUCAAGGGUGUUCUGUGGAUGUUCUCCGUGUUCACAACUGUAAUUUUCUUUGGUCUUUUGGUUAACUGAAAUGCUUGAAUUACAUUGCCAUUUCAAAGAUCCUCUUAAGCAUUUAGUUUAAAACAUUUCCAAGAAUAUAUUGUGCCAAGAAAAAACGUUUGAUCUUUAUUUAAGAUGAGAUGGUGUCAUAUCCCCAAACUGAAAACUCAUUUUGUGAUCUUUUAAUCUGCUUAACAUUCAACUCUCUGUCCUCUAGAUAAAUACCUGAAGGAUUUGUUAUCUAAACUGUUAAAUUCUGGCUAUUUUGAAAAAACUCCUGCUCCUUCCAACAUACCAGUAAAAGAGGAAUCAAAAGAACUGUCUACAAGACCUGAGUUGUGUGAAGAAAUGCAAAGACCUGAAAGAACAAGACAACCCUCAAAUUCAGAGCAUGUCAGUGAAUCAGGUAAUAUAUUUGUAGAAAUCUUAAAUUCUUAACUGCUGAUACAGUACUUCAGAUGUAUGUCUUAAGUUUUCAUGUCAAUUUAUAUAGCUUAAAUUUUUAGCUAAAUAAGUUAUGUAUAUUCUGCUCUUCACCUUAUUUAGGCUUUAUUGGUGGUUAAAAUCAAUUGUACCACAAUAAUAAAACAGUCCUAGCUGUUUGGGAUUAAUUUUAAACUUUCCUACUAAAUGUAUUUAGUAAGAAAUACAGAAGAAAUUGUGUGACUUCUUACUAUAAUACUAGACAUUAGCAAAUUCUCAAAGAGGUGGUUGCUAGACUAGCCUGAAAUGUUAAGUCAUUUUGUUUGGUGUGUGUCCCCCCCAUCCCCUGCAUAAGUGAAUGUGCUAUGGAUGCUUAGAGAAGUAAACUGUUUUCUAUCAUUUGGCUUUGUGAGAACUUGAAUCUAAGUUAUGCAAUCCUUCUUCCUAGCACCUCAAAUGGAGCACAUUCAGUCUGAGAUACAGCCUCAAGAGGUAAGUUAUUAAAUGAUAUGCUACAGUAGAAGAAAUUAGUGUUAAACUGCAGAAUAGCUUGCUAUAUCAGUGCAGUGAUUCUAGAACUAAAAACUGGAGAUAAUACAGGAAUCUCUUCAGAAAGCUCCACUUGAAGAAAUUUGUAACAAGGCUCCAGCAAAGGCAAUUGCCAAAUGGGAGUCCAUAAAUCCUUUGACUUUGAGACAGGGUGCAGUGAGGUAGAAUUAACAACCAGCUGCCUGUUUAACUUUGAAGGUUUAUGGGCAUAGUCUCUAGCACAAUGUGGAUUUUCUGUGCUAUCACUGUGGUUUUUGAACCAAGCCAUCUACCUUGCUGUGGUCUUAAACAAGGCAUAUUUCUCUCUUUCAAGAAUCCUGGAUAUAAACUAGCCAGGAAGCUACAGCAGAUGUUCUCAAUAAGAGAACCAUAUAAUGAGUAUUCAGGAUGGCACAGUAACAUUUUGUAAAUCUGAAAGCAAGUGUUUUGUCUUUAUGUCUGAAGAUCUCGACGUUUAUUUAUUAAAUUUAUAUACUGCCCUUCAUCAUAAGAUCUUAGGGCGGUUCACUGUCACACAGAUUUACAAACAUUUUUGGAAAUGUACAAUUCAAUCCUGUUGGGUGACUCUUGUACAACAACGUUCUGGCAUGAUUUCAUUUUAAUUGUGCUAGCAAUAAGAUGAGUACUGGUAAAAUACUAAGUUUCUUUGGUUUGUAUAGUUUCUUAAUAGGCACUAUUUGCCUGAAGCUGACUCCCCUAUCAAGAAGCCUGAGGAAUCCAAACCUUGGGAAGUGGAACAUGUUAAAACAAAUGAACCUCCAAAGUCAUGGGAAAUGCUUGUUGACAUGGAAGAGCAGGAGCAGAAGCAGAAACAAGAUUAUGUUAAAACUCUGGAAUCUGUAAGGCAGCAGGGAAAGAAACUGGAACUUUCAAAGCCUUGGGAAGCUCAUCUUAAGGAAGGUGAUGAUGAUCACAAGGAGGAAGUUCUGAAGCCAUGGGUAACUCAGGUUAGAGAACAGCGGGCCUCCCCUAAACACUGGAUGAGCAAAGCGAAGGAAGAGCAGGAACAAAAGCCACAAUGUCCAAAAACAUGGGUUGCUCAAAUAAGGGUGGAAAAACCGGAACCUGUGAAGCUUUGGAGUGCAUGUGUUGGAGAGGAGGAGGAGCAAAAGAAACACGAACCUGCAAAACAAUGGGUAGCACACAUCAAGGAAGAGAGGGAACAAAAAACCCAACCCCCAAAGGUUUGGGAAACAUCUGAGGGACCACGGCAAGCACUUCAGAAGCCAUUACAGAACCCUCCAAAGAUAUGGGGAGCUGGAAAUCUUACCUCAAAGGAACAAUCUGGGCCAAAGAAGCCUGAUUUGGGACCCAGUGAAGUGAGUUGAUAUAAACAAUAGUAUUGCCUGUAGAAUAUUUUUAUACUAAAACUGCAGUUUGGGGUAGUGAUGUAUCUAAAAGUUCAAAGUUUGGGCUUUGUCAAUGGACAGCUUAUUUUUUGCCACAGUAGUCUAACUCUACAUGAAACAGGGUUCUCCGCAAAUAUUUGGACAUGGAAAUAAACUAAACCUAAAGGGGUGUAAAUAGUUUGCUGUUCAGUGAAUUUUUGCCAAGUUCAUAUUUGGAAUGGCAGGGGGGAGAGAACUUAGCAUUGCUGAUCACAAACCUUGAAGAUUCUACAUGUUCAAAAAUGGGGAGUAAUAUAUAAUAGAGGAAUAGAGCAGGGAGGAAUAUAGACAUAGACCUCCAAGUUUGGAUCAGUUUUGGAUUUCUAUAAUUAAAAAAUGAGGGAAGGAUAAUGAAUCUGGAAGGCUUUUUUUAACCUACAUGACAGGGUUGGUAGGAUUAAAGGAGAAGGUAAGGGUAGCCAAUGGGUCUCAACCCCUUGGUGAGUUAGGGACUUCCCUGCAUGCAAAGACAGUCUCUGCAGAUUGAACAAACAAGACUAAUAGUGGGUCCAACAGUCAAAGUGGUUUCUGCUUGUGCUAUAGAGGGAAGUGAGUGGCAGGUAGGGCUCACCAACCUUAUCAAUCAGCUGAGAUCCUUCUGUAGGACUGAUCUCUACUUAAUUAAUUUGUCAAAACAUAUUUCUAAAUGCUUUUCAAUAUAGAAAUAAGAGCUCAGACUGAAGUUUGAUUCUGACAUGAAACAAGUGGUUACAGUAAAAUGCCAUUAGGUAAUGGGGCUUUGAAAAGUUAGCUAAUCUGAUACUUUGUGUAGAACACGGAGUCUGUGGUGUAUUUAUGUAAAAGUUGUACAUUGCUAAGUCAUAUUAUAAUAAUCUAAUACAUGGAAUUCUUAUUUUACAUAGGAUGAAAAGACAGAUGGAAUGAAUGAAGGAGGCAUUGAUGCUACGUCUGUUGGAGAACCUUGUAAACUACCUAGGAGCUUUGAAAACAGCCUUCAGGUUUGCUUUCUUGGUCAUACUGAUCAUAGGAAAUGCUUCAAAAUGCUUAAACUUAGAAUCUUGAGAACAGCUGGAAUACUUCCUGUGUGAAGUAUCCACUUUGAAUCUUCCCAGGGAAAGGAGAAUUUGAAACCAAAGAAAAACUGUUUAAGUUGUUACAUAGGGCCAUGGCUCAGUGGUAGAGCAUCUGCUUUGCAUGCAGGAGGCCACAGGUUCAAUUCCUGGCACCUCUGGGUUGGACUGGGAAAAGACCCUUGUCUGAAUUCCUGGUGGGCUGCUGCCAGUCAGUGCAGACAUUACUGAGAUAGACAGAACAGUGGUCUGCCCUCUGUAAGGCAGCUUCCUAAGUUCUGAGUGUCUCAGGAAUCAAUUCAUAGCCUUAGUAGUAGAUCAGUGUUUAAAAAUCCGGACAUUUUUAAUUUUAAUAUCAGGAAGAGGUCUACUUCAGGAAAGGUAUGAAUGGACCUCCUGUUAAAAUAGUAACUUGACUUCAGCACCAACAAAGCCUUUAAUCCAGGGGUCAGCAAACUUUUUCAGCAGGGGGCCGGUCCACUGUCCCUAAGACCUUGUGGGGGGCUGGACUAUAUUUUGAAGGGGGAAAAAAAAAGAACGAAUUCCUAUGCCCCACAAAUAACCCAGAGAUGCAUUUUAAAUAAAAGGACACAUUCUACUUAUGUAAAAACACGCAGAUUCCUGGACCGUCCAUGGGCUGGAUUUAGAAGGCGAUUGGGCCGGAUCCGGCCCCUGGACCUUAGUUUGCCUAUCCAUGCUUUAACCCAUACAGUAGCAUACUGGAAAAAGCACUCUGGGAAUCUUGCCUACUCUGAAUAGUUCAACUAACAUUUUCCUCAGCGAUUAUUAUUAUUAUUAUUAUUAUUAUUAUUUAUUUAUUUAUUAUUAGGCACCUAAACCUGUUCAUCAACCAGUUGCAGAGUUUUGCUCUACUAGUCUUCCAAAGGAUCCAAUAUUAAGAAGGGAAAGACUACAAGACCUGAUGACUCAAAUACAAGGGACCUAUAAUUUCAUGCAAGUAAGUUGUCCUGGAUAACAUGGAGUUUGGGGGAGUAUGAUAGGUACCUAAUGGAUGGUGAGCGCAAGGAAAAAAUGAAAAGGAGGGCAUCAGUUGGUGUUAAGGUCUCAGGUAUUUUAAUGGCACAUGUUUUUAAUUGCUGAAGGCAAUUUUCAGAGGUUAAAAUGCACCACGAAACAUGUAAACUUUUAUUCAUCUCUGAAUAGAUUAUUGUUUUUUUCAAGAGUGCAAGACUUGUAACUUUUUUGUUUUUAAGGAGUCUUUACUGGAUUUUGAUAAACCUUCACAACGUGCCAUUUGUUCAUCACAAGCACCUUCAGUUGAUUCCACAGGUAAUCAUAAUUGUGGUUAAUGGUGAACAAGGAAGAUCCUAUUUUGUUUCAUGUUCUAGGAAUCUCUUAUCACUUUCAUAAAGCAGAAAAGACUGGCAUAGCAACAAAUUAUUAAAUCUAUGUGACAAAGAUGUUCGAUAGGUGAGAUUAAUACUUCAUGGUAUAUCUUAGAAGUAUUGUAUGCAAACUUUAAUUUAAAUUCAAUUUUUGUUGUUGUUACAACCAUUAUGGUCACUUCAACCACCACCAGAAAUAAAUAAAUAGACACACUAUACAGAUUGUGCAGAGAUAUACUGUUAAAAAAGAGAUAAACUUUAAUUUAAUUCAUUAUUUUCUUAAAGCCUCUAUUUCUAUUAAGCAGUAAAUUGUGAAACACAUUUUCUUAAAUUACAUUGCAUCCAAAAUUUUGCUUGAUACUGGAGCAGAACUUAAUUCUUCCUGUUAGAAAUUUCUUCAAAAGUUUUAUCUUUGAAUUUCACUUUUUAAAACUUUGAAACUUGGGCCUUGAUCUUGACACAAAUAGUCACUAAAUGAGAACUAAUUCUCUUAAAUGUAAAACCUCAAGUGAGAUUUUCUGUUGGUCCUACACAUACUGGAUGGUUAGAGAGUGUAUGGGAAAUUGUAUUGUCUGAGCAUCUGACUUUACCACUGCAGAUAUUUUGAAAUAGUAUAGUUUCUAUUUACAACUUUAAUAACCAACAAUAUUGUAUUGUACAAAACUCCAAUGACUCAUACAUCACUAUAGAGGGAGUAUUUACCUCCCUUCCUCCCAGCAGACUCUUUGGUUGGCCUAGACAUGUCUCGGACUGUCCCCUUUCUCAGCUGAUGUUUUGUUGUUGUUGAUGGCUUGUGAUUUGAUUUCAUUCAGAUGUCAACUCUGGACAGUCGCUCCAUAUUUAUUACUUAAUAUAAAGAUGAACAUAUUGUAAACAACCUCUGUACUCCACUCAGUCACAGUUAUUAUGGUUUUUAUUUUAUUUUGAUUUGUACAUCUUGCUGACUUUUUACAACUCCAUUUUCAAGUAUCAGUAAACAUACUUAUAUAUUUAAAUAAAAGCUUAUAUGUUAGCAUUGUCUUAAUAGAUUAUCUAGCAUCAGGCAUACAAUGGUGGUAGUUCAACUCUGAUAUUUGAAGAGCAGUUUCAUGUGUAGAAAGGGCAUAACCAAAUGUUCCCAUAUUUUGUAGCACCUAAUGAACAACUUUCAAGCCAAAAUGAUUUCCCUGAGGAACCGGUUCAGGUAAGAGUGGUAAGCCAUUUGUCACAAUGCAUGUCAAACAUGCAUUGAUUAUUUGGAAUGUAUUUUUGUAUCUUGACUGCAUAAACUGCCUUGAGCAGGCAUCCCCAUCUGGAGGCCCUCCAGAUGUUUUGGACUACAAUUCCCAUCAUCCCUGGCCACUGGUCCUGUUAGCUGGGGAUGAUGGGAGUUGUAGGCCAAAACAUCUGGAGGGCUGCAGGUUGGGGAUGGCUGGCCUUGAGUAACUUUCUAAAAAGAUGGGGGUAUAAAUGUGGCUUGCCAUUUUGGCUUAAACAGUUUUUAGGAGGCACAGUGGCUAGGACCUAAAGAACCAUGCAGCUUGUUCCAAGAGAGUAGUGGGGCUUUUGAUGUGUGUGCCAUGCAACUUGGAUGCAUUCCGCAGGAGUGGGAGGCAGGUACUGGACGAUCUGCAAGUGAGAGCUCUCCUCUCUCCAACCCAGUGGGGGGGGGGGGUUUGCAAGUAUAAUUACUCUCAAAUUAUCCUUAAUUGGCUGCAUGCCCAGGGUCUGCUAUUGUGGGAACCGCUGUUCACCAUGGCAGCAAAAACUGGAAGUCCUAAGUAAUAUUUUCAAGAAUUUUUUCAAACUAUGAAGUCUACUGUACAUUACAUUAUAUAUUACAUUGUAUAUCCCUCUAUUGACAGGUUGCUGCUUCUCCCAUAGCCUUGCACGGCUCAAUCACCUCCUUAACUUCUGACAAUACACUGUCUGGAUCAGAAACUGAACUUGCGACACCACAGGUUACUGAUUGUUCUUUAGAGUUUGCCCUUGAUCCUGAUUAACUUGUUGCCCUCUAAUGAGGGGGUGCCUAUUUCUGACCUUCAUUCGUUUGGUAUUUCUGAGAAAUGGGGCAGGCACACAUUGGGAGCAGCUUAUGCCAGGUGAUACUGAAUGUGACAGGUUGGUGUGCAGCAAAUGCUGGUGUGGCUUUGAGAAAAGUCCCUACUGGGAGAAGGCAUAUCAAACGAAGCCAACUUCCCCCCCCCCCCCCGCUGUUGUACUGUCAAGGAGGAGCAAAGCAGGGUCUUGAGUAGUAUGAACCAACAUGCCGUUUGUUCACAUUAAGGCAUAGUUUAAAGUUAACAGCGGUUUUAUGUGAUGUGUGAACCAGGCUUGGAAUUUACCCAUAUGUAUCCCUAUAACAGAGUUUUUACAUUUACAAGAUAACACUUCAGUAAAUUGAAAUUCUGAUAAUAUAAACUUGAACAGUUUUCAGUAAGGCAAAUUAUUCAAUGAAACUGAGCUGACCACCCUGUCUAUCUAUCAAAAAAUAGGUGGGUUGGCCCUGGGACUCUUUGAAGCAUUCUUCCCAAAUAAAUAUAUUUGCUUAAUUAUAAUAUAGUUAGAUAUACAGUGGUACCUCGGGUUACAUACGCUUCAGGUUACAGACUCCGCUAACUCAGAAAUAGUACCUCGGGUUAAGAACUUUGCUUCAGGAUGAGAACAGAAAUCGUGCUCCAGCGGCAGCAGGAGGCCCCAUUAGCUAAAGUGGUGCUUCAGGUUAAGAACAGUUUCAGGUUAAGAAUGGACCUCCGGAACGAAUUAAAUACUUAACCCGAGGUACCACUAUUGCUUGGAAGUUAAAUGAUUGUAGUAUCUGAAGAUGUAGCUUGAUCUUGCAACUGGUACUUUGCCAAUUAAGAUACAGCUCUAGUUGUGUUAUACAAGGGAAACUGAAAACCAGAAUAUGUCAAUUUACAGUGCUAAAGCUACUGAUAGCUAUUGAAUAAGGAAGUGACUAUUAUCAUUUUUUGCAAACGAUAUGAAUACUUAACAGCUUGCUUGUAGUUGAAACAACAGGGAAUUCACUUCUAGUGAAUUUGCACUAACUUCAUUCCUCUUAGGUGAUAUUUGGUGGGGAAGGAAAUUAAGUGAAAUACAACAGUUAUUUGAUGCAUGCAGUAUUGACUGAGAAGCAAAUGUAUUUUUGCCAGUUGGUCAUUAUGGUGGAAUGAUGUAAGGGUUGCAGCCUUGGAUUCAUUUCAGAGUUUACCUAACUUCAAUAUUGAUAUCUAGGCCUGUAGUAAGAGGAUAUACUUUCUGUAAUAACUGAGUCCCAGCAUCUUCCAAAAUACCAUGCGUAAUCUGGGCACACUUUCUUGCAAGCAUUUAUUUCCAUUUUAAGUAACUAGUAACUAUCUGGUUAUGUCUCUAGACAUCUGUUACAAAUUCUCAAGAGUCUGAGAACUUCAGUCCACCUCACUCCUUUUAUCAGAUAAGCAAAGAGAUUGGUGAAGUAUUAAAGCCUAAAAAAUCUGAAAUUUCUCAGGUGAGUUUGACACAUACUGUAAGAAUUUGACUGAUAAGAAAGUGUGCCGUUAUUGCAGGGGUGGUAAAUAUUGUUCCCUUGAUAUGUUGGCCCCAGCUGGCAUGGCUGGUCAAGGAUGAUGAGAGUUGUAGUCCAACAGCAACUGGAGGGGGACCAUGUUUGCUAUCCCUUUGCUAUAUAAUGUUGAUCUCUGAAAAUGAAAACUAGUAAGUUUUAAAAUGCGAGUUCAUUGCCAUAAGGAUCUCCAUCAUGUUAAACUUCUGUAUGUAAAUGUUUGAAGUGGUAACACAUCUAGCUCAAACAUGUUUGACAUAGUCAGCAGAGACUAAUGGAAAUUCCAAAUGCACAGCAAGAGCAAACGAAGUAGAAGUUAUUCUGUUCUUUGAUAUGCCCAAUCAUUGGCUUGCAGAAACUGCUGGUGUUUUGACAGCAUAGGGUUUAACAGUGUAAAUGGCUUUCCCAUUGGCAUGACAAUAGAAUAUUACUAUUUUUUCCUUCAAGGUUCCUAUUCCUCUUUCAAGUGAAUUAGAGACAUCAUUGACUCCAUCAAGAACUACCAUGUCACCAGUACCCCAAGGGAAGGGUUUCCAGUCUCCUUCCCCAAGUAGUAGUGUUAGCAUGAAAGCACCUCCCUUUCAGGCUGUGCAGAUUGUAAGUACAUUGGCUGUCUAGGUGAAUGCAAUUAGAUGGGAGGGCAAAAGCUAGACAUAAACAAGGAGAAGCUAAAUCCAGGGUCUCCUCAGAAACAACAGAGCACCCUGUAUAAUAGAGGAUACAUGUUUAGUAGGAACUAUUAUUUUUAAGCAGAUGCAGAUGUAUUUACUACAAGUUUACAAGAGAAGCAUUCCCUGAAGGGAUCCCUUUAUUUUUUGCAUGCUUACAGCUGCAUUUAGACCUAAUAAUACAAUUGCUGUUUUACAGUUCCUACUUGAAGUUCUGCAGCUUUGAGACUAGAACCCCUGUGAAUAAGGAGUACCAGUCUUAAUACUUAGUUGAAAUUAAUUGCAAAUUCCUGGUAGAAUGUGAUAUGGCCAUGGCACCAGACACCCCCACUCCAGCGUAAAUGGAAAAUACUUAAAUUUCUACUCUGUGUAGACUACACAGCACAAGAUGGGGCAGACUUGAUAAUGCAUGUGGCCUAUAGAAACACUGUAAAAAUAGCCCUUUUUUGCAUAAUUGUGUGUUGUGUUGCAGGUGUUCAAAGUGAAUGCGCCUUUACCACCUCGCAGGGAGCGGGAUAUAAAAGAGAACUCUUUGCAUCCUACAGGAUAUAAUCAGAAUUUUUGUACAGCAAGUACACAGACUCCACCCCAGUGUAAACCACAGUCUACUCAAAAUGUUGAACAAACUGCUUUUUCUCAAGAUGCAUUGCCAAAUGGUAAGGAAAACCUCAGUGCAAGAAUGGUAAUGGGGACAUCAAGAGUGUGACGCGGCAGCUAAAAAAGCCAAUGCAAUUCUGGGCUGCAUCAAUAGGAGUAUAGCAUCUAGAUCAAGGGAAGUAAUAGUGCCACUGUAUUCUGCUCUGGUCAGACCUCACCUGGAGUACUGUGUUCAGUUCUGGGCACCACAGUUCAAGAAGGACACUGACAAACUGGAACGUGUCCAGAGGAGGGCAACCAAAAAUUGUCAAAGGCCUGGAAACGAUGCCUUAUGAGGAAUGGCUAAGGGAGCUGGGCAUGUUUAGCCUGGAGAAGAGGUUAAGGGGUGAUAUGAUAGCCAUGUUCAAAUAUAUAAAAGGAUGUCACAUAGAGGAGGGAGAAAGGUUGUUUUCUGCUGCUCCAGAGAAGCGGACACGGAGCAAUGGAUCCAAACUACAAGAAAGAAGAUUCCACCUAAACAUUAGGAGGAACUUCCUGACAGUAAGAGCUGUUCGACAGUGGAAUUUGCUGCCAAGGAGUGUGGUGGAGUCUCCUUCUUUGGAGGUCUUUAAGCAGAGGCUUGACAACCAUAUGUCAGGAGUGCUCUGAUGGUGUUUUCUGCUUGGCAGAGGGUUGGAUUCGAUGGCCCUUGUGGUCUCUUCCAACUCUGAUUCUAUGAUUCUAGUACAACUUGAUUGAUUCCUCAGUAAUAGGGGUGCCUUACAAUAUUUAACCCAAAUGAUUUCAAGGCACUCUGCUAGUGGCUAUAAAAGCAGAAGUAGAAAAGGACUGAAGAGUGAUGACUUGGCAGUAUCCAACUGCCCAUCUCCAAGGAAACAUGAUCUUAUCUGACACGUAGUGAAAAAAUUGUACUGUGCUGGCUGGGACUGUUUCUUUAACAAUACCCUACGGAGGAUAAACCUAUCAGUAGUCAAUAGCCACAGUGGUUGUGUCCUGCCCCCACUGUCAUAGCAUGCCUCUGAAUACCAGAGUAGUUGCUGGAAAUCUCAGGUGGAGAGAGCACUAUUAUUCACAUGCCCUGCUAGGACAAUAGGUAGACAUCUAGUUGGCCACUGUGAGAACAGAAUGUUGAACCAAAAGGGCCUUUGGCCUGAUUCAGCUGCAAUCUUACACCCUUAAAUCUUCCUGGGCCAGGUGAAGAUUUUCUUAGGCUUUCAACUUUUGUUGCUCUUUUUUUUAACUUUGGCUACUUAUGUUUUCUACUGCAAACUGUCCUAUAUUUGAGGGGGUGGAGUAUAGAUUUAAAUUCUAAAAAUAAGUCCAAAUUAUUGAUGUGACAGCCUUUGAUGAAGUAAAGUAUUGUUGGAAAUAACUGCAUUAACUACUUGUUAUGAUAAACAUGAUUAGAUUUUCAAGGAGGCAGGUGGAUAACAUAUCUGUAAAACUUUAGUUUGUUAAAGCUCUAGAAGUGGUUUGGUUAAUUGUAACUGCCAGUAAUAGGGGAGAUCAUUCUAGCUGUUCAAAAUAAAGACUUGCAAACUAUCUUGAAAGUCUUUAGCUGCUAAAGGUUGGGUGAAGGAAUAAGGGAAACUCCUGCUUUUAUGCAGAAAAUUAUAAGGCUAUUUUUAAAGUACCUGGUUGAGAGAGCUGUUCCUGUAAGCAAUGGUAUUCUCACCUUUUAUGCAGCACAGACGCCCACUUUCUCUAGACCACCUCAACCUUUUGUCACAAGCCGUGGAUCGGUCAGAGGCACCGUUCGAGGUGGAAGGUCAGCAACCAAUUCAUAUCGCUCUCCUGGUGGCUAUAAAGGUAUGUAUGGUUUCUGUGGAAAUACUUACCAGUGGAUAUAUCUUAACAUUGUACAAGUAGAAUAUAGUUGGCCAAUACAAAAAACCACAUAGUAAAGGGCAACAUUCAAACUGCUGAACUUUAAAACUUUAUUAGCUCAUGGUUGUUGUUUUUUAAUAGUAAGACAUAUUGGGUUGGAUCAAAGCUGUGUUAGCAGUUAGUUGCUUGAGCAACAGGGUUUCCUAGUCUCUCCUCUGCUGUAACGCCGUGUUCCCUGAAGUCUCUCAGUUGGGACCUUUCAUUAAAGUGUGGCUGCAGCACAGAGGCUGAGGUUAGAAUGGAGUCAAAUGCUAAAAUUGGUAAGUGCACCAUGCACAAAUAGAAGGAGGGAAGUCCCAUUUCAUGAGCAGCCAUCUGCCUGUGCAUCUGUGCAUCAAACCCUUUCGUGGUGCUCUGUUGUAAGCUGCUUGAUAACUUAAGGUUGAAAAGGCAGGCACUCAACGGGCAACUUUCAAGUGCCUAAAUAAGAUAUCUAUGAAGUUGAUCCAUUACUUUAAAAGCAGGGGGUUGUUUUUUAAGCUGUUUUUUUUUAAAGAAUUUUAUUUCUUUGAGAAGAAUUGUUUAUUGCAUAUGUUACAAUAUAACUCCGUACAUAUCAACCACAAUGUUAGUCUUGUUUUUUUAAGUGACUUUCACCAAAUAGUAGUAUCAUGUGAAAAGGAAGAAACUUGAGCCAAAAGAUCAAAUGCAGUAUUUGUUGUCCAUAUCUAGUUGGAUUUUGACCUCAACAAGAAACACUCAUGUAUUUGGUUGGUGGUAAUUCCGGGAUGCUAUUUGGUAUAGCAAACUAGGUGAAUAUCAGUUUAAGUGUUAAUGACCCUAAAUAACUUUGGUUGUAAGCAUGUGCUCAAACUGAAGUCAGAUACAUAGUUACUGAGCAUUGCUCCUUUGCCUGAAAAUGCUGGCUGCCAAAGUGAGUCAUAAACUCCUUAAUUUUCUAACACAGGAAGAGUUCUCUAACACUGUAAUUACUAGAUAAACUUCCUAGUUACUCUUUACCCAUAAAACAAAGUUAUGACAUAAGAGUCGGAACCUCUCAGUACUCAGCAACGUAUUGGGUAUUUGACCUGCCCCUAGGAGGGAACUACCAGAGUUCUCCAAUGCGUUACGGGAUGACACGGAGAUCAAUCUGUCAAAUCAUUCUAGUUCUUAAAGCAAAGAUUUCAUAUUUUGUUCAGCAGGUUUUGAAGUUUACAGAGGAUCACCUUCUGUUCCUAAUGGCCUUUAUAGCCAAAUGCAUCUUCCUGGCAGAGAUUAUCCUUCAGUGCAGUAUCCUCACAGGGUAAUUAUUCUGGAAGACUUUGGCUUUGCGAAAGUAUACAUGACCCUUGGUGGUGGUGUCCUGGAUUCUGCUCAGGAAUAAAGAACAAGUACUUAUUUGCACAUAGUCAGGUUAAUGGUGCUUUGCAAAUUUGACUUACCAGACUGAGAGGAGUAUUGUAAUGUAUCAUUUAGUAGGGACUAAUUUUAAUUGAAAUGCCAUCUAGAAAGGGCUGAAUAUAUUCAGUAUUCAUGCUUCCCAUCCUAACUCUGAGAACAUGACUUACGUUUAUAUCUCUCAAGUUUAUUGGGUUAAUGCAGGCAUUGCCAAACUUGGCCCUCCAGCUGUUUUAGGACUACAACUCACAAAAUCCCUUGCUAACAGGACCAGUAGUCAGAGAUGAUGGAAAUUGUAGUCCCAAAACAGCUGGAGGGCCAAGUUUGGCCAUGCCUGGGUUAAUGUGUGUGUCAUGGAGCUAUCUUUGAGUUCCCAGUGUGCUGAUGGAUAGCUACAAUGGUAUUACAACUUGCUCCACUUUCAAGGAAUAUACACUCAUAUCAAUUUAAUAAAGCACAUUCAGUCAGCUGCAGUGAUACUGGAGCAAGGGUUGGCCAUGAGAGGUGUCCAAGUGGAUUAUGACCCCUCCUAUUGCUUUGAAGGCAGGAAAGAUUUGAUCAUAUUCUUUCUCCUGGAGUCCUCUCCCAAUACUACUCAGGAGUGGGUGCCCCUGGAGCACUGCUCCUGACUGGAGCUAUCCUCCCAAAGGAUGGAGAUGCAUAGUUGAGGUGUGCAUCAAAGUGCCAUGCAGUCACACCACCCUAAAACAUAUACCUAAGGCCACUGGUUUCCCCACCUGGAGGUAUCCACAAGGGCAUCAAUGCACUAUAAAAACUGCCUUUUGAGCUCCCUUGGUCAGUCAAUUAGUGUGCUUUUUCUCAUGGCCAUCACAACAGUCUGGAGAAUCUUGGAACUCAGUGCUGUUGCCAGCAAUGACCACCGGUGCAAUAUUCUGUACUGACCUGACCUUCGUUCCUAAGGGCAGCUUGUCUUUCCAUGGAGCACAGUAACCGGUUCUCCUCAUCCAACUCUUAAACCAUCUCACCUCUCUGAGUGGGCCUGGCAGAAGCUGAAUGUCUGGGUCCUCAAGAUCAACAUUCCCACACAAUUGCCUUUACGCAAAACAGUAUCUUAUGUCCUUUGCCUAACUACAGUAGGGGAAAGGCUUUAAUUCAAUCCUAGUGGCUAAAGACUUGCAUUCUGUAUUCUAUGAGUGAUUACACCUGCCAGCACCAUGACACACUACACAUUGGCAGCCUUUCAUACACCACAUUUCAUACACCACACUAGGCCACAUUUCAUACACCAUUGCAAGUUGGACAUACAUGCUUCAGAAUAUUUUUUUUACCUUCUAGCUAGCCUUUUUUUCUUGAAAGUUCAGCUUUGGAAACCAGUAGGUCCAGGCCACACUGUUUUAUUCUUUUCCUCCUCGUCUUCGUUCUUCAGUGCACGCUCUGUCUCUCACACUGUCUCAUAUUACAAAGUUGUUUCGGCAUCACCUCUGCCUUGGAACAGAACCACACCAGUAGAGAAAGGGGGGAAAUCUGAUCAUGUUUCCUUCCUUCUGAGCAAUAGAAGGAAUCAUAACCCACUUGGACACCUCCCACACCCAAUAAGAAGUAACAUUCAUGGCGGCGUGUACUGCACCAACGUUCUAAUUUAAAAGUAUAGGUGCGUAAUAUGCAUCCUGUUGAUGCUGGUAGAAAUUUAGUAUGUUGGACUAACUACUUCUGAUGUCUACUAAGCAGCAAUAAACUUCAAUGCUGGUACAGUGGUACCUCGGUUUUCGAAUGUCUCAGAAGUCGAAUGUUUCGGUUUUUGAGUGCCGAAAACCCGAAAGUAACUGCUUUGGUUUUCGAAUGCUUUUUGGAAGUCGAACAUGCCACACAGCUUCCAUAUUGAGUUUUCCUGAAGUAAAUGCUUUAGUUUUUGAACGUUCGGAACUUGAACGUUCUUCUGGAACAGAUUACGUUCAAAAACCGAGGUACCACUGUGUAGCAAUUUUCUUUUCUCUCUCCCCUUCCCCAUGAAGUAGAUGUUAUAUGGCUGUAAAUAUUGUCUGGAGGUGCUUGACUAAACAGGAACAAAUAUUUGUGUUCUCCUAGGAUUUGAAUUACCAGCAGAACUAUAAGCGAGGUGGUAUUAGUAGUGGCCGGGCAACCUCAAGGGGUAAGUUUACUUCAAACAUUGCUUAAAAUGCAGUUCUGUCCUAGAUAUUAUUUAAUACCUGAAAUAAAACAACAUAGGGCUGCAUACAAUAAUCGGAUGUGCUUUCACCGCAUAUGUUUUUUGGCUGGAAUCAACUGUCUUAUGCAACAUAUGGGCUCCAUUUCUGCUCACAAGAUGAAUCUAAUUCUUUCUGGCCCAGGAACAUGAUUUGUAGAGCUAUUAAAAAUUGAUGAUGGGGAAGGGGAGAGUUGUCAUUUCAGUUGAGUUAGCCUGCUCUCCUUGAUGGAGGAGAGAAGAUCAUGUCUCAUCAUUUGCCAAAGUAAGGAGGAUUGGUCAAAUAUCCCAGCUUUGUAGUAGAUCCUGGGAUUUGUUCUUGUCUUAUUUUUAUUCAAUACUUGGCUUUUAACUGUGAGAGGUUUUCUCAGCUGUGGUACUUUCACCAUGAGAGAUCUCCCUCUGCCUUCUCUGGUGGAUGGGGAGUUGCCCAUCACUGGGUGUCCUGUUCCAUCUGUAAAGGAAACUUUAUGGAAAGGCAGUGUUCUCUCUCUGCCUUCUCCAUACCUCAGAGUCAUAUGAGCAAAAAGAACUAGAAAAUAUUCUCUAGAGCAGGGGUAGUCAGCCUUUUUAUACCUACUGCCCACUAAUGCAUCUUUCUUGAUGGUAAAAUUUCCUUACCGCCCACCAGUGCUCAAUGCAAGGAGGAUUCAGUUUGUGCCGUAGAACCCCCUACCACCCACCUAGAAUCCUGACAUGCACACUAGUUGGCCUUUGGGACCAGGUUGUCAACCUCUGCUUGAGAGAAUCCAAGACUAGCUUAAAUAAACAGUUCAGAGCAACCAUUUCACUGUAACUAUUGUCUCAAGCCAGUAGUAAGCCCACUUUAUACACAGGUGAUUUAAAGUAGGCCUAAUGGUUUGUUCAGAUUAUCAAGGAGAAGUACUGAAGUUGUUCCUCCAGUCUAGCCAUAUUAGCAGCUUGGUGCAGAGUUUAUAAAAUCCUUAAAGCUUCUGUAUUUUAGGUUACAGACAAGAAAACAGACAGGAAGAGAAUUGCUCAUCAGGUAGAGCUCGAGGUAGAACUCGUGUUAGAGAAUACUUCAGAAGAAGGGAAUUGAGGAAAACUGAGAGAAAUGGGAAGGAAGCAGAGUCUGAAAGCAGUCUUGUGGCCACGAGGAUGCAUCAGUUCAGUUAGUGUUGAUUAACAGUUCAGUUGAUAUUGGUAACUUGGUUUUCUAUACUAAAUAAACACACAUUUAUAAGAUAUGUCCUUUCUUGGUAGUAAGAAUAUUGCACCCUCCAAAAUGUGUUUUCUGUUAACUAGAUAUUUAAGUAUUUGUCUUGAUUUCCAAGGUGAGCAUGUAGCCACUGCUUAUUCACCAUAAACAUAAUAGUAGAACUAUUGCAUUGUCAUCUUAACCUCUGCUACUCUUUCUGGGUGAAGAGAAGCUUGAAUCAUUUCAACGCUAAGCUUGCUGUGGAAGUGCACUUGUUACAUAUCUGACACACACAUUCAGUUUUCAGAGUAAGGAGGUGGGAACGCUGUUUGAGUUAAGAGAAAAUCUGGACUUGCAGCAUGCUGAUAGACUGGCCCUUGUGUUUGCCAGGAAGCAGCUCUGCUUUUUUCAGAGCACAGCACCAGCUGCUGUCAGUCAGGGAGCCACUGUGUGUUUUGGAGGUUAUCUUGCCAUGAGUGGAAGAUUUUUAAAAUACUGAACAAAUACUGGAGCAGGUGAGCAUGGGGUGGGGAGAAUGAAUAAAGCACAGCAACCAAAGCAUAGCUGGCUUGCAGCAGCAUGAGGAACACACUCAGUCCAGAGGCUGUAUAUUUGUUGGUUGAGUGAAGCUGGAGUUGCUUUGCAGCUGAGAAACCCACACCCACGCCUCUCUAACAUUGUAUUCAUCUCCACACUCACUUUGAAGAAAAAUGAUUAAAAACUUGUAAGAACUAGGUACAAGUCUAACUGGGAUCGGUCUAGUCACUAAUACACAAGGUCUUUUUUAACGACUGCUUGAAACAUGCAAGCUUGAACAAACGAGUGCUAGAAAUACUGAAUUUAAGGUUACGUCAGAACUAACCAUUGCUCAUAAUCUUCAACAACAGGAUGGAGCGAUUCUUCUCAGGUGAGCAGCCCAGAACGUGACAGUGAGACUUUUGACAGUGGGGACUCUGGGCAGGGUGACUCACGCAGCAUUACUCCUGUUGAUAUGCCAGUGACGAGCCAAGCAACCACCUUUGUACCUGUGCACAUCUAUGCCUUCCCACAGCAAGUCAGAGCUGCCUUUUCGGCUAGUAGAACUUCUAACUUUACUCCUGGAACUCUAGACCAACCUAUUACAUUUGACUCCCUGUUACACAAUCUUGGUGAAGCCUUUAAUAUCCAUCUUGGUAGGUUUAGUUGUCCUGUGAAUGGUACUUAUGUGUUCCUCUUCAAUAUGCUGAAGUUGGCUGUGAAUGUUCCGCUGUAUGUGAACCUGAUGAAAAAUGAAGAGAUUCUAGUAUCUGCAUAUGCCAAUGAUGGUGCUCCAGAUCAUGAGACUGCUAGUAAUCAUGCAGUCCUCCAGCUUUUUCAGGGAGACCAGAUUUGGUUACGCCUCCAUAGAGGAGCUAUUUAUGGAAGUAGUUGGAAGUACUCUACAUUCUCAGGAUUUGUGCUGUAUCAAGACUGAAUACUAAUGUUAACAAUAGAUCUGCUCUAAACAAUUUGGUGAAGGAAGGUGAAAACUGGGAAGACUCGUUUUGCACUGCACAUUAACUGCUUAAAACACACCCACAUAAUUCUGAAAUGGGAUAUGGUGAACUGUCUUGCUAUGAGAUGGAGUUGGGUCAGCACAAAUGUGGCACUUUAUCAGUUUUGAUGUAGUCUUGAUAGUAAAGCUGUGAAUGUAUGUUUGCUUUUCUCCCUGAACUGUAAUUAUCAGCUUACUACACUGCUCAAAAUUUGCCUCAAGUCUAGGCUAUUCACAAUGCCUUCUGCCUCAAUAAAAAAAUAUGCCUUAGUA